This is a messenger RNA of Lottia gigantea (owl limpet), 1575 nucleotides long. RefSeq lists its product as hypothetical. Bases 1 to 1575 code for a protein of 524 amino acids. The transcript is spliced from 9 exons. The record is from RefSeq and is a predicted model, not a curated record. Gene Ontology annotation, molecular function: transmembrane transporter activity. NCBI's taxonomy places the organism in Eukaryota, Metazoa, Mollusca, Gastropoda, Lottiidae. Gene Ontology annotation, biological process: transmembrane transport; monoatomic anion transport.
AUGGAAGCUACCGUUGAAGUGUCUGGAACCGAACGUGUAACGGUCGAUAAAGGACCACCAUGGUGGAAAUCUGUACGAUACAGGAUAGCUAUGAUUGGUUUUCUUGGUGGAGCUAAUAUCUUCAUACAGAGAUCUAACCUCAGUAUGGCAAUUGUUUGUAUGGUAAAUCAUACAGCUAUAGAACUUUUAAAACAUCCCGAUGGUCCAAUUUUUGACAACAGCAGUUAUUUGAACCAAACAUCAUACAUAUUGCAAUUUGUUCAGAGCAACGAAUCCGUUGGUGAAUAUCAAGAGUCUUGUGAUACAGCAAUGUCAGAUAGAUCUACGACGGACAGCGAGAAUGGUGAAUUUAUCUGGUCCAAAGAAAAACAAGGGAUAUUAUUGGGAGCCUUAUUUUGGGGUUAUGUACCGCUUCAAAUUUUAGGAGGGUAUCUUGUUAAGAGAAUUGGUAUUCGGCAUGCCACUGGACCGUUCUUCUUAGCCAUGUCUACAUUAACUCUGUUAUCACAUCCAGCUGCAUUAUGGAGUCCAUGGGCGUUAUUUGUUUUGAGAAUGUUGAUAGGAUGUACAAAUGCUGUGUGUCUUCCAGGAAUAUUUUUCAUACUGUCAACAUGGGCACCGCCUGAUGAGAAAAGUAGAAUGAGCAGUAUAUUAUUUGCAGGAAACACUUUUGGUAAUGUGUUAGCGUUUCCUAUUGCUGGUUUAUUAUGUAAAUAUGGUUUUGCUGGAGGCUGGCCUUCAGUAUUUUAUGUCUCAGGUAUAUCGAGUUUUAUAUUAAGUAUUUUAUGGUAUUUAUUUGUGUUUGAUUCGCCAUUGAAACAUCCCACCAUACAUGCACGAGAAAAAGAAUAUUUACUGAGAAAAAUGAAUAUGGAUGCCCUUACUAGAAAGAAGGAAACUGUUCCAUGGGGCCAAGCAUUACGGUCUUUACCAGUAUUAGCUGUAUUUAUCUCUCAUACCUGCCUAAAUUGGGGGACCUAUCUAAUACAAACUAGCCUUCCACUGUAUAUGAGGGAUGUUCUCAAAUUUGAAGCAGCAUCGAAUGGUUUAUUUACAAUGCUGCCACAUAUUUGUCUAGUCAUUCUACUCUUAACAUCUGGUAUUGUGUUUGAUAAGAUUUCUACACGUUAUGGUAUUAAUAUAUCCAGAAAAUCUACUGCCAUUUUUGGUCUAGGGCUUCCAGCUAUUUUAUUUGUUGCGUUAAGUUAUCUGGAUUGUACCAACGUUGCCUUAGCAAUAACAAUAUUAUCACUUACUUUUGCCUUAUUAUCACUGAACUUUGUUGGACUCAUUGUCAAUUUUUUUGAUAUGGCCCCAACACAUGGUGGUCAACUAAUGACAUUUAGUAACACUAUAGCUAACACACCUGGAAUUUUAGCACCAUACACUGUAACUCAAUUAACACCUGAUAAUACAAGAGAAGAGUGGCAGACGGUAUUUUUCUUGACGUCUGGUAUUCUAGCAGUUGGGGCCUUAUGUUUUGUACUGUUCAGUACAGUUAAUGUUCAGAAAUGGGCAAUAUCACCACCUCCAGAUGAAAUUGUAGAAUUAAACAAAGGGCAAGAGAAAACUUGA